This is a messenger RNA of Capronia coronata CBS 617.96, 822 nucleotides long. RefSeq lists its product as uncharacterized. Lineage: Eukaryota; Fungi; Ascomycota; Eurotiomycetes; Chaetothyriales; Herpotrichiellaceae. The record is from RefSeq and is a predicted model, not a curated record. The transcript is spliced from 2 exons. The coding region runs from base 1 to 822 and encodes 273 amino acids.
AUGGCGACAGCAAACAAGCACGUUGUCUUUGAUAUUGUCGGUGAGUCCAGAGCAAUAAAUGACAAACUUUUGAUCCCAUCCCGUCCCCAGCGGUGUAAGACGAGCCUCGCUGAGCGCAUGUUGGUUCUAGGCACAUGCAUAUCAUUCGACAACUUCCACAAAGCUCUCGAGGCUCGUCUCGGGCCCAAACUGAACCCAAUAGGCAUUGGGGCCCGAUGUUUUGGCUACGCCUGGGCAGAAGCCGCCGAGCGGGAAUACACGUAUCUCAGUCUCUCCGGCAGCUACAAGCCAGUGUUCCAGGUGAUGAGAUCGAUAUUCUACCGGACGCUGGGGCAAGUGGGCGUCUCAGAGCCGCGGAAACUAUGCAGCGACGAGGACGUCGACUUUUUGCUGAACGCAUAUCGCGGUCUCAGUGCCCGAGAGGGUCUCGCGGAAUGUUUCUCCAAGCUACGCAACGCUGGAUUCACCGUCUGGGCGUUUACCGCUGGCGACAGGCAGCGCGUCUCGAAUUACUUGAAACAGGGAGGGGUGGAGGUGCCUCCCGAGAACUUUGUCACUUGCGACGAUAUCGGCAUCGGCAAGCCAGCGCCCGAGUGCUAUAAGUACAUGCUGAGUAAACUCGACAAGGAGGGUCUGGAGGCUUGGUUUGCGGCCGCUCAUAUGUGGGAUGUGGCUGCCGCUCGACGGUCUGGUUUCAUAGGUGCUUGGGUCGCGGCUUUCGAGAAGGAGCCGUGUCAGGAUAUUUUCGGCGACAUGGAUGUCAUGGCAGAGACUCUCCCAGAGAUGGCUGAUGGGAUCAUUGCUGCCUCGGCCAAAAAGUAG